AAGCGCACCAAGAAUGCCAAGAAUGAGCAGCUUACCGCCUUGAGCUUACCACGAUCUAUGGCGAGAUUUGACGCGGCAGAAUGACGUUGUUAGGAUGUUAGCCAGGGCCUUGUUAUAAGACUAGCCCUAUAGCAAGGCCUUGGCUAUAAUCAAAGCUUGAAAAGUAAAAUAACAUGAGCCAAAUGGCAAGGUAGAAAUGUUAGGUAGCUCUUCCUUCAUUCGCAUUUUGGAAUGUUGAUUAAUCAGAGAAGCAAAGCUGAUCAGUUAAAUAUAAAGUAAGCAUUAUUUGCAAGUUGCUCAUGAAUAAUUUACUCACACUUGACAUAUAUAAUGCUACAUAAGCGACGAGCUCACCACAGCCAAGGAGCAUGGUGAAUAUCAUCAGCAAACGCAAGCGGCGAAUCUCCAACCGCUGGAUGCUGUCCGGGAUCGUCGCGCUAUCCCUCACCAUCGCGGGGAUGACGGUCGUCACCAGCGUCAUCCAGCAGCCGGCAGCACGACACGAGGCCGCUGCCAACAGCUCCAGCUGGCUACAGGACGCAGAAGAGCACGUCCGGCUGCUGGCUAGGCGUGCCAACGUAACCCAUCCACCUCACCCGCGGAUUAACCGUCGGCCGAGCAUCGCAGACGACAGUUCACAGCUGUGGCCGAGAGACGCCAGCUACGCAGCCGAUCGCCUGCGUAGGCGGAAGUCAGCCGGCAGUCUCAACAUCACCAAGCCGCCGCUGUACCCGAAUGGCACCCAGCUCUCCAACCUCAGCGAUUUCACCUUCGUCAUCAACAACGACGUGUGUGGCUAUGAAAAGGUUGACAUAGUGAUGGUGGUGACGUCGGACACGCGUCAGCCUUCAUGGCGAGCCGAAGUUCGUGCCGCGCUGCCCUCGGCCAUACUAGAGGAGUUGCGCAUGCGACGCGUCUUUCUUCUGGCCCAGCUGGCUCCGCCGGCUGACAGCCGUAUGUACGACCAUCGGAUGGCUGCUAUACAGGCCGAAAACUACGCGUACGCUGACAUCGUCGUCGGCAACUUCCUCGACACCUACCGCAACCUAACCUACAAGCAUCUGAUGGGCCUGCGCUGGGCCAGCGACUACUGUCCGCAGGCGCGCUUCAUCCUCAAGAUGGACCACGACACCGUCGUCGAUGUGUUCCGACUGACCCGGCGACUGGAGGAGCUGCCCGAGGGCACAGUCGGCUCCGACGCCCUUCUAGGCGUGACCUACGCCGGCAGCCAGCCGAUUCGCAAUCCUAACAGCAAGUGGUACGUCUCGGAGCUGGAGUACCCGGAGAGCACCUACCCCUACUACAUGUCCGGAUGGCUCUAUCUGAUCACGCCAAGCGCCGCUGCCAGGCUCGUGGCCGCCAGCAGUAACCAGCCCUUCUUCUGGGUGGACGACGCCUUCGUCACGGGGGUGCUGCGUCAGCAUGAAGCACCCGACAUCCAAAUGCUCGACUUUGAAACCCUGUGGCUCUAUAUUGAUGAAGAUGGCAAAGGCUACAGCCCGAUGACAAUGUACCUGGCCUGCGUCUACGAGUGCGUCUCUGACGAGCAGGCCUCGGUGUCCCAGUGCCCGGUGAUGAUUGGGCCCGUCUGGAUGAACCCGGUCGUGAUGCGUCUGUUCUACGGGCACGCGCAGCACUGCCACACUCACGGCUGUGCGCUCCGCAAACGGAUACCGGUUUCCUGCGCCAACGGAUGGGAAGGCUACGAACGGCGUAACAUGCCAGAGAAGCUCAGCGAUAUUGGCGAUGUCACCGAUGCAACCAACAGAUGACGAUGGCUGCCACUGUUGUUCACGCUGAGUGUAAUUAUCCAGUCGUGUGGAGCUGUGUUGUGGUUGUGGAAAAAAUGGAAAGGAAGAAGUCAACCCCGGAAUGAUCUGUGACCUGCUGUCCACCGUCGCCCGAAACCUGUCUCAGCCGAGACCCCAUGAAAAAAGGCUAAAAAGGUUACAAGCUGUCAUUCUGGACAAAACCAGACUCGUACAACAGUCAAAAGAGGACUGGUGAUCACCCCCAGGCAGUCGACAGUCACCAGCUCACAAGACCACUGUCCUAUGACCGACCAAGUCAGCGACGAGCGCGCUGGAAUCCGCUGGGCGUGUUCUAUGCCACCUGACACCUACUUCAAACGUUCAGGAAAGAGAAGACACAUGGAGCGGACCGCCGCAGGCAAAGCCGACACCGGCUCAGAUAAUCGUGAGAUGCUCAAAGUCGUGUCAUUUGCUUUGUUUUUAGAGUCGCAGAGCUGGGUCCAGCGACACCUAUUCGUGAAUUUGGUGAGCUGCGCCUGUUUUUAGUGACCGAUAUAAGGACGGGGCUUGUCAUAGACGCCUGAACGUACAUCAGAGGUCAGCUGGCUAUGUGUCAGUGUAUGGGAGAGAGCAUCCCGGUACGAGUGUAGUCAGUCAGGCAAAGUUAAGCUGAGAUGUACCGGCAGCGGGGUGGGCCCGUGUCAUCACCGCCGGGCAGCAGAACUCACCUCGUUCAUGGUCGCCUCCCGCUCGGCAGGGUUGUAGACGCACGUAAACAGCUGAAUCCGAUUUAUGUCGCCCA
Molecule: messenger RNA, 2553 nt
Organism: Amphibalanus amphitrite
Lineage: Eukaryota; Metazoa; Arthropoda; Thecostraca; Balanomorpha; Balanidae
Product: beta-1,3-galactosyltransferase 5-like
Exons: 3
Coding region: 369-1772 (467 amino acids)
Cellular component (GO): membrane
Molecular function (GO): hexosyltransferase activity
Source: RefSeq, a predicted model, not a curated record